Messenger RNA from Pleuronectes platessa (European plaice), 4834 nucleotides. Its product is annotated as E3 ubiquitin/ISG15 ligase TRIM25-like. Gene Ontology annotation, molecular function: zinc ion binding; protein binding. NCBI's taxonomy places the organism in Eukaryota, Metazoa, Chordata, Actinopteri, Pleuronectiformes, Pleuronectidae. The record is from RefSeq and is a predicted model, not a curated record. The transcript is spliced from 3 exons. The coding region runs from base 253 to 3804 and encodes 1183 amino acids.
ACAGUCCGCUGUGGAAUGCAGUUAAACCUGAAACACCAACAACUUCUUCCUCAAACACAACAAGCUCCUCCCAGUCAGGACAUGUCUUUGUCUCCUCUCUUCAAAGACAUGUAAGUGUAAGAACCAGUGAACAACAAGCUGUGAACUGUGGGAGCUGAGUCACUGCAGGAAGUGAACAAGAGGGUGAGGAGCAGAGAUCUGUAUCUGUUCAGAGGAAGUGAAUCUGUUCUACAGUCUCUGGCAGCAGCUGAAAUGGCACAGCAAGGAAUUCAACUGGAUAGACAAAGAUUCUGCUGUUCGAUCUGUCUGGAUCUACUGAAGGAUCCGGUGACUACUGGCUGUGGACACAGCUACUGUAAGAGCUGUAUUAACACCCACUGGGACAAUGGGGAGGAGAGCGGAAGCUACAGCUGUCCUCAGUGUAGAAAGACCUUCACACCGAGGCCUGUCCUGGAGAAAAACACCAUGUUAGCUGAUUUAGUGGAGGAGUUGAAGAAGACUGGACUCCAAGCUGCUCCUGCUGAUCACUGCUAUGCUGGACCUGAAGAUGUGGCCUGUGAUUUCUGCACUGGGAGAAAACGGAAAGCUCAUAAGUCCUGUUUGGAUUGUUUGGUCUCUUAUUGUGAAAAACACCUCCAGCCUCAUUUUCAGUCACCUCCAUUUAAGAAGCACAAGCUGGUGGAGCCAUCGGAGAAGCUACAGGAGAACAUCUGCUCUCGUCACGACAAGGUGAUGAAGAUGUUUUGCCGCACUGAUAAGCAAUGUAUCUGUUAUCUCUGCUCUGUGGAGGAACAUAGACGCCACGACACAGUGUCAGCUGCAGCAGAAAGGACUGUGAGGCAGAGAGAGCUCGGGCUGAGGAGACAAACAAUCCAGCAGAGAGUCCAGGACACAGAGAAAGACGUGAAGCUGCUUCAACAGAAGGAGGAGGCCCUCAAUGGCUCUGCUGAUAAAGCAGUGGAGGACAGUGAGAAGAACUUCACUGAGCUGAUCCGUCUGCUGGAGAAAAGAAGCUCUGAUGUGAAGCAGCAGAUCAGAUCCCAACAGGAAACUGAAGUGAGUCGAGUCAGAGAGCUUCAGGAGAGACUGGAGCAGGAGAUCACUGAGCUGAAGAGGAAAGACCAUGAACUGAUGCAGCUCUCAGACACAGAGGACCACAACCAGUUUCUACACAACUACUCCCCAGUGUCACCACUCGGUGAAUCUACAUACUCAUCCAGCAUCAGGAUCCGUCCUCUGAGGAACUUUGAUGACCUGACAGCAGCUGUGUCCCAGGUCAGAGGUCGACUACAGGACAUUCUGAGUGAGACAGAGACAGAGAUUUUACAGAUUGUGUCUCAAGUGGAUGUUUUACUGCAACAACCAGAACCAGAGACCAGAGCUGACUUCUUAAGAUAUUCACAGGAAAUCACACUGGAUCCAGACACAGCAUACAAAGAGCUGUUAUUAUCUGAGGGAAACAGAAAAGUAACACAUGUGAGAGAAGAUCAGUCUUAUUCUGAUCACCCAGACAGAUUCACUGGUUGGUGUCAGGUCCUGAGUAGAGAGAGUCUGACUGGACGUUGUUACUGGGAGGUGUCCUGUGGAAGAGAUGUUACUGUAGCAGUAGCAUACAAGAAUAUAAUCAGAGCAGGAAUCUCAGCUAAAUGUGUAUUUGGAUCCAAUGAUAAAUGUUGGUCAUUAACUUGUUAUGAAAACGGAUAUGAAUUUUAUCACAACAGGAUCAGGACUAACAUGUCCGGUCCUGUGUCCUCCAGAGUAGGAGUGUACCUGGAUCACAGUGCAGGUGUUCUGUCCUUCUACAGAGUCUCUGACACCAUGACUCUCCUCCACAGAGUCCAGACCACAUUCACUCAGCCUCUCUAUGCUGGACUUAUGGUUAGUAAUUAUGAAGACACAGCUGAGUUCUGUAAACUCGAUGACUACAUGACUGAGGAGGACAAAGAGGGGGAACGUCAGGCAGAGGAUCAGAGAGAUGUCUAUCCCAACAUGCAAGCUGGAGAGGAACAUGAAAGCAGAGCUGAGUCACUGCAGGAAGUGAACGAGAGGGUGAGGAGCAGAGAUCUGUAUCUGCUCAGAGGAAGUGAAUCUGUUCUACAGUCUCUGGCAGCAGCUGAAAUGGCACAGCAAGAAAUUCAACUGGACAGACAAAGAUUCUGCUGUUCGAUCUGUCUGGAUCUACUGAAGGAUCCGGUGACUACUGGCUGUGGACACAGCUACUGUAAGAGCUGUAUUAACACCCACUGGGAUAAUGGGGAGGAGAGCGGAAGCUACAGCUGUCCUCAGUGUAGACAGACCUUCACACCGAGGCCUGUCCUGGAGAAAAACACCAUGUUAGCUGAUUUAGUGGAGGAGCUGAAGAAGACUGGACUCCAAGCUGCUCCUGCUGAUCACUGCUAUGCUGGACCUGAAGAUGUGGCCUGUGAUUUCUGCACUGGGAGAAAACGGAAAGCUCAUAAGUCCUGUUUGGAUUGUUUGGUCUCUUAUUGUGAAAAACACCUCCAGCCUCAUUUUCAGUCAGUUCCUUUUAAGAAGCACAAGCUGGUGGAGCCAUCGGAGAAGCUACAAGAGAACAUCUGCUCUCGUCACGACGAGGUGAUGAAUAUGUUCUGCCGCUCUCAUCAGCAGUGUAUCUGUUAUCUCUGCUCUGUGAAGGAACAUAGAGAUCACAACAUAGUGUCAGCUGCAGCAGAAUGGACUGAGAGGCAGAGAGAGCUCGGGCUGAGGAGACAAACAAUCCAGCAGAGAGUCCAGAACACAGAGAAAGACAUGAAGGUGCUUCAACAGAAGGAGGAGGCCCUCAAUUGCUCUGCUGAUAAAGCAGUGAAGGACAGUGAGAAGAUCUUCACUGAGCUGAUCCGUCUGCUGGAGAAAAGAAGCUCUGAUGUGAAGCAGCAGAUCAGAUCCCAGCAGGAAACUGAAGUGAGUCGAGUCAGAGAGCUUCAGGAGAGACUGGAGCAGGAGAUCACUGAGCUGAAGAGGAAAGACCAUGAACUGAAGCAGGUUGCAGACACAGAGGAUCACUACCAGUUUCUACAGAGCUACCUCUCACUGUCACCACUCAGUGAAUCUACACACUCAUCCAGCAUCAGGAUCAGUCCUCUGAGGUACUUUCAGGACGUGACAGCAGCUGUUUCACAGGUCAGAGGUCGACUACAGGACAUUCUGAGUGAGACAGAGACAGAGAUUUUACUGAUUGUGUCUCAAGUGGAUGUUUUACUGCCAAGACCAGAGCAAGACACUAGAGCUGACUUCUUAAAAUAUUCACAGGAAAUCACACUGGAUCCAAACACAGCAAACAGUCAUCUGUUAUUAUCUAAGGGAAACAGAAAAGUAACAGGAAGGAGUAAAGAACAGUCUUAUUCUAACCACCCAGACCGAUUCACUGCUGCUUGGCAGGUUCUGAGUAGAGAGAGUCUGACAGGACGUUGUUACUGGGAGGUGGAGAUGAAGUUUAAGGUGGGAAAUGGAGUUGGUGUAGCAGUCACAUACAACAAUAUCACCAGAGGACGAGAACGAGACCUAGAAUGUAGAUUUGGAGAAAAUUAUAAAUCUUGGAUGUUAUAUUGUGAUCGAGAGUAUUAUAUCUUUCAUUACAACAGGAUCAAGACUGAAGUGUCAGGUCCUGAGUCCUCCAGAGUAGGAGUGUACCUGGAUCACAGUGCAGGUGUUCUGUCCUUCUACAGUGUCUCUGACACCAUGACUCUCCUCCACAGAGUCCAGACCACAUUCACUCAGCCUCUCUAUGCUGGAGUUAAGUUUUCUAUUCAUGGAUCCACAGCUGAGUUCUGUAAACUCAAAUAGACUCGAGUCAUUAAAAGCAGUGAUUCAGAUUCUCUGUUUAAAUCUUUAACUUCUUUUGUCUCCAUGUUUGUUGAUCAAAGUUCUUCGUGGUGACGUUUCUGCUCCGCACAGAGAUCAGCUGUCAAUCAAACACUGAUCUUCCUUUAUCACACAUAUUAAGUUUUCACUUUGUAAAGACAGAAAUCUAUAAUUACACUGACAUGAAUGUGUUUGAAAGAACUGAUGUUGCUGUUGUUUUCUAAAUCAAUGUAGAAAUCACGUUGUGUGAUGUUUUAGAACCUGUGUUGAUCCUGAUUCUCAUCAAUGAGCUGAUUAUUUGUUCUUUUAUUUUCCAAAUGUGAAAAGGAGGUGAAACAAACUGAUUGUGUGUCCAUGAACUCACUGAACAAGAGUCACUGCACAGACUUUACUGAUGAAAUGAUCAAUGACCUCAGAGCGUCAACAUGUCCAACAGAUCAACUGUACUUUAUUUCAGUCAUUAAUAUGCUUAUUAAUCUAAUUAAUACAUUGUAACAGUAGUAAAGUGUAAUGUACCUUCAAGACAUUCUGUGUUGUCUAGAUACCAAAGACCAUUACAACCUUAAGUCAUUUGUAAAGCAUGGACCGUGCAGGAGCUUCUCCAAACUCAUGAGUGACUGUUCAGGUGCCAGUGGCCUCUGAUGGAUUCAUGUGUGACAGGAUAGUCUCUGUUCAGCCGGGCGUUAACGUUGGAGCGUAUGUUAGCAAAAAAACAAGGGUCAUAGGAAACAUCCAUCUACGUUGUGUCUAAGUGUUUGCUGGUCACCAUGUUCCACGUGCUCUACCUCCACCCACACAGACCCUGAACUGAAGAUAAAUCACUGAUCUAUGUAUUAAUCCACCUGUGGGUGUGAGAGGAUAAUGUUGGGGGUCGGUGCCUGAAUAUUACUCAUGUAAUCACUUUAGAUGUAAUGGAUAAUAUCAUAAAAAUAUGGAGGAUUGCUUUGUUUUCAUUUGUAAUUCAUCAUUAAGGAUAUAAAUUCCUUUCCUUAAUUGUUUUUGCUUUCAUUUG